Molecule: messenger RNA, 1704 nt
Organism: Hippocampus zosterae (dwarf seahorse)
Lineage: Eukaryota; Metazoa; Chordata; Actinopteri; Syngnathiformes; Syngnathidae
Gene: dctd
Product: dCMP deaminase
Exons: 6
Coding region: 115-693 (192 amino acids)
Biological process (GO): dTMP biosynthetic process; dUMP biosynthetic process
Cellular component (GO): cytoplasm
Molecular function (GO): dCMP deaminase activity; zinc ion binding
Source: RefSeq, a predicted model, not a curated record
AUCAGGGAGAAAAUUAACUAGGCAUUUACAAAUACCUCACGCGGGACUUGUCUUCCGGAUGUUGCUAGGUAGUUCGGGGAGUCGACCAACUUUUGAGGACCAGUUUGAUCGAUUAUGGAAAGCGUACCGCGGCAGAAAGCUGACAUUUGUAAUAAUAGCUGCACAACCAAGAAGAGGGAAGACUACCUGGAAUGGCCCGAGUACUUCAUGGCUGUGGCCUUUUUGUCAGCUCAGAGGAGCAAAGACCCGAGCUCACAAGUGGGGGCCUGUAUAGUGAACCAGGAAAAUAAGAUUGUUGGCAUCGGCUACAACGGAAUGCCUAAUGGUUGCGAUGAUGACCAGUUACCCUGGGCUCGGUCAGCAGAUGAUCGUUUGGACACGAAAUAUCCCUACGUGUGCCACGCGGAGCUAAAUGCCAUCAUGAACAAGAACAGCGCUGAUGUGAAGGACUGCACCAUGUACGUCGCUCUGUUCCCCUGUAACGAGUGCGCGAAACUCAUCAUCCAAGCAGGAAUUAAGGUGGUUGUCUAUCUUUCUGAUAAAUACCAUGACACACCAGAGAUGACUGCCUCGAGGAGACUACUCAACAUGGCAGGAGUACAAUUCCAGCAAUUCAAGCCAAAAAGGACUGAGAUUACCAUCGAUUUUAAUUCCAUAAACCAACCAACAGCGCUGGACAGCCCGACAAAUUGACCAUGAAAAUUUCUGAUUUUGGGCCAGCCAAAAAAUAUGGAACGUCAGACAAGAGUUUGUGGCAUUUUCUUUUUUAUGUUUUCAGCCCUGUAUCUCUUGUUUUGUUUGAUAAAAUAGAAAUGACUUGCUUUUGCAUUUCCUGAAGAAAUAUAGAUGAUAUUGAAAAUGAAAUGAACAGGCACCAACCUACGAGUCAACAAGUUUUACAUCUUUUUUAAUGUAUGGUAUUUAUCUUUCUUUUAAUCCAAAGAAGCUUACGGACAAAGGCAAAGGAGAAGUAUUGUUUACUUUUCGUGUGACCAAAAACUGAAAAGUCAGUUUCAGUUUCACACUUCUCAGGCUGUCCUGCGAAGACCGUUUAAUCCAUGUUACAAACAAAUGCGUUUUUUUUUUUUUUCACUCACACGGAUUUGUUUUGCCUUACUGAAUCACUGACAUGUUUGUUCCACUGAAAUGAUGGCCCAAACCCUCCUGCUUUAAGUAUGGUUACAGUUUUAGGACGGGUUGAACAUGAGUUCUUGUACAGUAUUUUCAGCUUUCCCUCACAAGCCUUCAUUUGACUUUAUAACUUUGCUCUCAAAAGUAGCACUAUACCUUAUAUAGGAAUUGCUGCCAUAGUAUUGUUAGUAUUAUCCAACUUCUUAUUACUUAGAUAUCAUCUUCUAAGAUCCUAGCCCCCCAAAAAUAGUCUGACUAACUUUCAGCUGCACUGUCACCACCUUAUCGACUAUCUUGUGCGGCGUCCUGAGUGGUGGCGGUGCAUGGUGAGAAUUUUCUGAAUAAUAUCAUUUGAAUAAAUGUAGAAGUGGAAUGUUUUUUUUUUCAGGGGGGUCAAGUUCUCUGUUUAAGAAAAUUACCGGUUGAUGGAUUCUCAUUAUGUAUUUGUGUUGAAAACCUUUGGUACUUUGUACUGGCAUAUUUUGCAAAUAGUUCACAGCUGAUGGGAUUCUUAGGGCCUUUCUUAAUGUAUUUGCUGUUUUCUGUAUUCGCUCAAUAAAGCUAGCAAAAGUA